AUGGUGAACGUUCCCAAAACGAGGAAAACCUACUGCAGCAACAAAUGCAAGAAGCAUACCAUGCACAAGGUCAGUCAGUACAAAAAGGGAAAGGAACGAUUGUCGGCCUUGGGAAGAAGAAGAUACGACAUGAAGCAGAAGGGAUUCGGAGGCCAAACCAAGCCCGUUUUUAAGAAAAAGGCCAAAACUACCAAAAAGAUCGUUCUCAAAUUGGAAUGCACAAAAUGCAAGAAAAAACGAUUUCAGACCCUGAAGAGAUGUAAAACUUUUGAGAUGGGAGCCGAUAAGAAGAAAAAGGGAGCCGUUUAUUAA
Plasmodium knowlesi strain H is the source of this 312-nucleotide messenger RNA. Its product is annotated as 60S ribosomal protein L44, putative. Bases 1 to 312 code for a protein of 103 amino acids. Gene Ontology annotation, molecular function: structural constituent of ribosome. NCBI's taxonomy places the organism in Eukaryota, Apicomplexa, Aconoidasida, Haemosporida, Plasmodiidae. The transcript is spliced from 2 exons. The record is from RefSeq and is a predicted model, not a curated record. Gene Ontology annotation, cellular component: cytosolic large ribosomal subunit; ribosome. Gene Ontology annotation, biological process: translation.